CUGCCUGCCUCCUCCUCCUCCUCCUCUCCCACCUCCUCCUGCGCGGUCGCCUCCCGCCGCCGCGGCCUCCGCCUGCGGCUUUGUUUUCCUCCCAGGUCUCGCUCCCCACACGUGAUACCGUGUUAUUGCAAAGAGCGCUCCGGAGCGCGGGCGCGCGGGGGGCGCGCGCACUUAUAAAGACGGACCGCCGGGCCCGGGAGCCCGGGAUCGCGCGGCGCGGAAGGGGCCGGCCGGGCGCGCGUGGGGUUCCCGGGCGGGGAGGGCGAGGCGGGCGCGCGUGGGUCUCAGCGGCGCCCGAGCGCCCGGGGCCGAGCAUGGCCCGCCCGCGGGAGGGCAGGGCCGCCUCGCACAGCGCCCGCGCCCCGCGCCCUGCCCAGCCCGGGUCGCCGGGGCUCGCGGCCGCCGCUUAGCCCUCGCCACCCGCCACCCGCUCCUCGGGCACCGCGGAGCUGACGCCGCGGACGGACACAAUGGCGGCGGCGACCGCCACCGCGGGCUCGGCCGCCUGCAGCAGCAGUAGCAGCAGCAGCAGCAGCAGCCGCGGCGGCAGCACGGACGCCGCGGCCGCCAGCGGGCUGCACACGCCGCCGCCGCCGCCCCCGACCACCGCGCCGCCGGAGCCGCUCCGUAAGCCGCGCGUGGACCCGCGGCGCCGCCAGGCUGCCCUGUCGUUCCUCACCAACAUUUCUCUGGACGGACGGCCGCCGCUGCAGAACGACGAGUGGGGCGGCGGCGAGGAGGGAGGCGCGACCAAGCCGGGCGCGAGGGCUCGGCUCAGCCUGCUGGCCGCCGGCUGCAACGCCUUCUCGGCGCCCGGCACGGCGGCCGCGCCGUGGGCCGUCGGCUCCGGGUCCAGCCCUUGCCCCCUGCCGCCGUCCCUGGUCCCCCGGGCGUCGGGGGAGCCAGCGCAGCCGCCUCGCUCGGCCCCGGCCGGCCCAGGUGCUCAGCUGCAGCUGCCCGACGGGCCGGGGGUGGCCGGCCGGGAGCUGGAGGAGGACGAUGCCUUCAGCAACGUGCAGGUGCCCCCGGCCAGCUUCCUGGGCUCCGGGACCCCCGGGGGUGCGAGCGGCAGCCGGGGCCGCCUCAACUCUUUCACUCAGGGAAUCCUGCCCAUCGCCUUCUCCCGGCAGAACUCGCAGAACUACUGCGCCCUGGAGCAGCCAGGCCAGGGCGGCAGCGCCAGCGCCUUCGAGCAGCUGCAGAGGUCCCGACGGCGCCUCAUCUCCCAGAGAUCCUCUUUGGAGACCCUGGAAGAUAUUGAGGAGAAUGCCCCGCUCCGGAGAUGUCGAACACUCUCAGGUUCUCCCAGACCAAAGAACUUUAAGAAAAUUCAUUUUAUUAAGAACAUGAGGCAGCAUGAUACCAGGAAUGGCAGAAUAGUCCUUGUCAGUGGCAGAAGAUCCUUGUGUAGUGUAUUUUCCGUGCUGCCGUACCGAGACGGUACCCGAGUCGGGGACCUGAAGUUGGAUGGAGGGAGACAGUCAGCUGGGGCCAUGAGCCUGAAGGAGAUCAUUGGCCUCGAAGGAGUGGAGCUGGGUGCUGACGGGAAGACGGUGUCUUACACACAGUUUCUUCUACCCACAAAUGCCUUUGGAACCCGGAGAAACACCAUAGACUCCACCUCUUCCUUCUCCCAGUUCCGGAGCCUGAGCCACCGCAGCCUCUCCAUGGGCCGGGCUGGCAGCACCCAGGGGAGCCUUGAUGCAGGAAGCGACCUGGGAGACUUUAUGGACUAUGACCCAAAUCUCCUGGAUGACCCCCAGUGGCCUUGUGGCAAGCAUAAGCGAGUUCUGACCUUCCCUUCAUACAUGACCACGGUGAUAGACUACGUGAAGCCCUCGGACCUCAAGAAGGACAUGAACGAAACCUUCAAGGAGAAGUUUCCGCACAUUAAGCUAACUCUCAGCAAAAUCAGGAGUCUGAAGAGAGAGAUGCGGAAGCUUGCUCAGGAGGACUGUGGCUUCGAGGAGCCCACGGUGGCCAUGGCUUUUGUCUACUUCGAGAAGCUCGCCCUCAGGGGGAAGCUGAACAAGCAGAACAGGAAGCUCUGUGCGGGAGCGUGUGUGCUGCUAGCAGCCAAGGUCGGAAGUGACCUCAAAAAGCAUGAAGUCAAGCAUCUAAUCGAUAAACUGGAAGAGAAGUUCCGACUGAACAGGCGGGAACUGAUUGCCUUUGAAUUCCCAGUGUUAGUGGCCUUGGAAUUUGCACUUCACCUGCCAGAGCACGAAAUCAUGCCCCAUUAUAGACGGUUGAUCCAGAGCUCCUAGCACAGGCCCCAAGAGGGCCAAGGACUGCGUCCUCUUGAGUGCGGUGGAGCCACCCUUUCUCCCGGAGACAGAGAGCCGAGAGCCGAGCAGGCUUACCUACCCAGAACUUGCUGGGGAGCCUGGGGCUGGUGGAGAGGAGGCGUGUGCUGGGUUGACCGGGCCCAACAGUUCCCCACGGAGAUGCUGGGGCCUGACUUUUCCUCCUGGGCAAGCGCAGAGCGUGAAGCAGGCCUCAGGGCCUUCACUGUGGACCGAGGGGACAAGUGUUUGGGAUUCGGGGAAGCCACUUCGAGUUCCCUCUCCCUGUGUCAAGAGCGUGCCAAUCUAUUUUUAUAUCUGCCAUCGGAAGUGCACUUUCCCUGGGGCACAGGGGCGCGGGUGUGCAAGUGUCUGAGGGACACUGUUACACUUGACCCCAACGCCAGUCUGGAGAGCAGACUCGGAAUGCCUUCUGGGUACCAGUGACUCAGAUGCAGCUCGCCAGCUCCGCUUUCUGGGAACUUACCGGCUACUCGCUGGCCAGCGGUGGCAUUCUCCGCGUGGGGAGAGUCUCUGCAGCGCGCUGCGCCCCGAACUCCUGCCGGCACACUUGUGUUGACCCCUCCAGCUCUUGCCUGUGGAGACGGGAAGGCUGAACUCCAUAGCGUAUGUCCCCGUGCUCUAUGUUAGAGUGCAUAGCAGGCGCGUUUACUGUGCUAAAUCCAUACACCUGUGUGUUUUCUGAAAGUCUGUGGUGGGGGUGAGGCGCAUGAUUGGUGUCUUGUGGCGUUGGCAGCCGGGACAAGCUACUGCUUUUCGAGCUGUGGGUGAACUGAUAGUACAAAGUUGUGACCUGUCCUGACACUCUCCCCGACCUCCUGUCCUGAAGCAUUAACCAUGCUGUCGCCCGGUAGUUAGGCAGGUGUAACCUUACUGAAGAACGCUUGUUGUCAUGGAAAGAAAUUAAAAUAUUUUGUUGUUUUAUAUAUA
Meriones unguiculatus (Mongolian gerbil) is the source of this 3236-nucleotide messenger RNA. It is a transcript of the gene Cables1, whose product is annotated as Cdk5 and Abl enzyme substrate 1. Gene Ontology annotation, biological process: regulation of cell cycle; nervous system development. Lineage: Eukaryota; Metazoa; Chordata; Mammalia; Rodentia; Muridae. Bases 471 to 2267 code for a protein of 598 amino acids. Gene Ontology annotation, cellular component: cytosol. The record is from RefSeq and is a predicted model, not a curated record. The transcript is spliced from 10 exons.